Molecule: messenger RNA, 660 nt
Organism: Macrosiphum euphorbiae (potato aphid)
Lineage: Eukaryota; Metazoa; Arthropoda; Insecta; Hemiptera; Aphididae
Source: the annotation of a GenBank genome assembly
AUGUCCAGCAUGAAAAAAGAAAACACGGGCGUGCGCAAGCCAUGUCCCAAGUCAAAGAGACGAUGGAUCGAUCAGGACGAAGAAAGCGCGUCGAAAAUUCUAGUCCACCAAGGCGGACUGUUGAGAAUGGCAAAGGCCGUUAUCGAUGUGGCAAAGGCCGUUAUCGAUGGUGCGGAGGAGGACGUUGACGGCUUGUUGGAGGAAGUCGUUGACGACAAGACGGAGUUGGCCAUGCAGGUGGUGUACGGGAGCAGUAGCAGCGGCGCCGUGUCGAAAAGCACGUCGGCGUAUCCACCCGUGCCGCGGCACGCCAUUAACAGUUCGUGGAAAAAGGUACCAUUAGCUCCCGUGCUGACGGUGAGUGUGUCCCACGACGUUGUGACGUUGGUAUGGGACGAGCGGGCGUCGGCGUCGAUGCGUCCCAAAUACGCGCGCGUCGAAGGCUACGAGCUGUUUGGAUACCGCGGCGACAUGCCGGUGUCGGGCGACGAGUGGAAGAAGAUAAGGUACUUCAAAGCUGGCCAGUUGCCAAUGAAAUGCAAGUUGGUGUACCGGAGGAAGGACGUCGUCCACAACUACGCGGUGCGCGCGGUAGACGUACACAACAGAUGCGCCCCCUGCGCAGUCGUGCAGACGGUACCCCGUCGGGGAUUUGAAUAA